This is a messenger RNA of Brassica rapa (field mustard), 5540 nucleotides long. RefSeq names its product 1-aminocyclopropane-1-carboxylate synthase-like protein 1. Gene Ontology annotation, biological process: biosynthetic process; amino acid metabolic process. Gene Ontology annotation, molecular function: transaminase activity; pyridoxal phosphate binding. The record is from RefSeq and is a predicted model, not a curated record. NCBI's taxonomy places the organism in Eukaryota, Viridiplantae, Streptophyta, Magnoliopsida, Brassicales, Brassicaceae.
GAAUGAUUAAAAAUUAUUAUUAAUCAUACUAAUAUAUUUAUAUUAAAUUAUAAAUGCAAAGAUAUUUUCUGAUUUAAAAAUGAAUAAUACAUCUAUUAGUAAAUAUUACGGGCAAUACACCUUGUAACAAAAAAAAACUGGAAGAAAUCCUAUUGUUUUGUUUCGUAAUUUUGUAAUUUUGUAGUUUUGAAAUGUUGAAUAAACAAAUCAAAAUUAAGUCCAUUUAAACGGGCUGUUUGAAGGAAAUUUAGGAGUUCUAGGCCCAUAAUUAGUUGCUCAAUAAUAUUUGAGCGAGACCCGCACGUGUUUCAAAUUGAGGAGACUGACGAAUCUAAAAGCAGACAAUUUGACUCCCGUUUUUUUCAGCAAACGACUGGAAGAAGUCAAAGCUGCCAUUUUUUCAACGAUUUGGCUAUGUAUAUUUUAAUCUCUACUAAAUUAAAGACUAUUUGAUUUAAGAUAUUUGCCAAACUAGGUGCCUACUAGACUCAUUGACCCUACGAUAUCCCAUUAAACUUUGAUUAAAUGUACUCUAUUGUACACCCACUCGGCCCUUGGAAAUAAUCUAUUAAAUAACUUUUUGACCAUAUCAUAUAGUUUAUCUAACAGUUUUUAAUAUUUAUAAACACUUGAUAAUUUUUUUAUCGUAAGUAGUCUUACUGCAACUUAUCAUACGUACGUGACCAGUUAUUUAUGUUUUAAGGAACUAAUAAUAUUCAUUCAUAAACCAAAGAAAAUGCAAUGUCAAAUUGGAUAUUAUAAGACGGAAGUAUUUUCCUUAAGACUAUUAAAACAUGAAAAUUCAAUUCCAAGGUCAGAAAGGAAUAUUUACACCCUUUGCAUUUUCUACGUUGAUUUGAAUUUUCCAUCUUAAAAAACCAUUUUGUGUCUUAUAGAUGAAUACGUAAUUUAAGCAUGGUGUACCAAUUUGUAAGCCAAUUGAACUGAAUUAAAAUUAGACAGUGUGAAGAAACAGGUCAGUAAGUUCUUAACAAAAUUGUAAAUAAAGGGGUUACACUUGUAUUUAUAUUUUCAUGCAUAAGACAUAUGGAUUUACAUAGUUACGUUGGAGAUUUCAAUAUUAUUCGUUUCACGGUUUUCAUUUAUAAUAUUGUAAAUUGUGGCAGGGCAGGAAACAACAAUAUGGAACUUUUUAAUUUGACAUCCUAAGACUUGGAUCCGUAACAAUAACAAUAAUAGCAAAAUAUCAAAAUAAUAAGAUAUAAAAGGAGAACAAGGAUUGAUUCGCUUGUUAACUCUUUGACAACUCCAUUUUUCGUAUAUUCUUAUAUAUGCUAACGAUAACACAAAGUCUAUAAAUAUAUAUUUCCGUAAACAUAAAUGGGUUAAGCUUAUAAUAUCGAAACACUAUCCACCUAUCUUUGUUGGUUUGUUCUACCAUUCAUAGAAAGUAGGAAAACUACGAUGAAUGUAACCUUCGGACAUAAUUUAGGAUAAAGUAUGUUAGAUAAAUGAAUCCAACACCAUACAUAUACAUACUACACAUACAUUUGUGAUCAAACAAAGUUUAAACCAAACAGAUAAACUCUCCAAGAAAACACCGAGCAUACUGAAAUAUUCAAUAGCUAAAUUUAUUAGAAAAAGUUGACGACCAUGGUUAUUUACAGAUUUUACAAUAAUUAAUCUUUAUAUUUUAAAGCCCUAUGGUAUUCUGCAUGCGUCGUCAAAUAACGUUUGAUUUUACGUUCCCAUGCACCCAAGAUUAUAUGACAAAUAAACAAUCAUAUUGCAAAUACAAAACUCUACGAAACAAAUGUAAUGCAUAUACAAACCCAUAAUGCAACAAACUUAUCGAUUUGUAAUACGGAUUUUUAAUCCGAUCGUUGGUAAUGUGUAAUUGUUCACAUAUUUAGCGUUUUGUAUAUAUAGAUACUAACAUUAUCUUUAACUAUCCUAAACUCUUAAUAAGAAUCACGUACAUUCAGUGGCGGACCCAAGAUUUUUUUUAAUCUGGGUCAGUGACAAAUUAAAUUUCAAAAAGUAAUACAAAAGAGGGUAUUGAACCCAUUAACUCAUGUUUAAAUGGGUGCAACACUGACCAUUUGAACUAAGUAAACAUAAUAACUAUAUGUCACAAGACGCUUUUUAAUAUUUAACCUGGGUCAAUUGACACACCAUUUCAUUACCUAGGUCCGCCUCUGCGUACAUUUACUAAGGAAGAAAUAUUAUAAGUUCUAAGAAGUAAAGUAAAAGAUCAAAAGUUGGUGUAACAUCAAAAACAUUUAUGAUUUAAUCUAACAAUCAAAUAUUUUGUAGACGACAGCUAUACCAUGCACACUGAUGUUGGAAAGUAUAAAAAUGGAAGUUUAUUACACGUGCGUGUACGUAUUCUUUUACUCUAGAAUUACACUCUUAAGAAAACGAGUUUUAAUUCAUUUUCAGUCACUCGACUUGAUACAACGUGUCCAUGUAUGUAGUUUUAGACUUUUUGAUCUCCGACCAAUUCAAUUUAAGGCAAAGAUUAAUCUAGAUAGAAGUUUUACUUUAAAUGAUACAAAUCUUAUAAGCCGUCCAAAAAGAUUUUCAUUCUCUCUAAUUCCUUAGUGGGCUGCUGCCAGCCUGCCAGCCUGCCACAUGUCGAUAACUUUUACAUUUGUGUUCACAUUUUAGUUGUUUGUUACUAUAUGUUAAUGCUAUUAUCAACAUAAUGACUGACCUUGAAUGUACUCUCGGAACAACACCCCCAACGACCAACCCAUUACGAGAAGUUUUCCUUCCGUUACAUCAUUGUUCUUCCUCCUAAUAUUAAAUGAUGAUAAACAAAUUUAAAAAUUAAUUGCACGUGAUUAAACCAUGAUCACGUCUCUUUCGACACGCAAAAAUGAUAUGAUUUGACCAAGUAUAACAUAAUGUUCUAAUCUUUUAAAAAUUAAAAUAGGUAACUGAGUUUUUGGAACAUGACUGUAAAAUCUUAGUAUUCUAGAGUUUUACGUCUUAAAAGGUGAAUUUGCUACUAGAAAAAAGGAUAGAUGUGUUACAGCCAGUUUUUCCAAUAUAGAUGAUUAAGGUUAAUUUACAAAGAACAUUAUAUUCUUUAAAUCAUUCGGAUGUUAGCUUCAAAAAUAAGAUUAAAAAGUAAAAGUAAAACACCAAGUCAAAGUAAACAUCUCCCUCGAAUCUAUGCCAACGUGGGUGUAAUAAUACAGUUCGUAAGAUUUGAACUUGUUUAUUUGUGACUACGACGGUUGAAUUGAACUCUCGCCUUUGGUCUCUGAUUCGUUUAAUCAAACUCAAAGAAACACAAAAGUCUUUGUUUCUGUUAUUACCGUGAGGCGUGAUACCAAGUCUGAUUUUACUCCAAAACAUUCUACAAAUUCGGUAAACAUUCAAGUUUUUUUUUGUUUGUAAAAGCAUUCAAGUAGUUUCAUAGGCUAAAAUGUUUUAAAUUUCAAAAUGUUUUUUCUAACACAAGAUUAUUAUUAUUGUCAUUUCAAAAAUUAUUUCUAAGACUAAAUUUUCAAAUGUUAGUUUUUAUGCUAUUUCAUAAAUGUCUCAAUUUUCUAAUUACAUAUAAUUUUUAUUUACAAAGACACGUUACUUUUCACGUAUUACUAUACAAUCCUUUUUUUGGUAAAAUGCAAUCCCUUUCACUCUUAAGGAAAUUAACAUUUUAUUGGUAUAGAUUUUUAAAAUUUUUGUUUAGGUUUGACUCUGUCGAACAUAUAUCGUCCCCACAAAAUAAUACUUUUAUAGAGACAGAAGAUUUCAAAUACAUUUAAAAAAAAAACUUAAAUCAAAAUACAUUUUCUCAUAAUGGAAACACGUUUCUUUCUUGUUCUCUCAAGAUCACAUUAUAAAUAUAAUUCAUCACAGGCUCCAUUUAUGUUCACAAGCAAACCAACUCAACAACUUCACACAACCACACACAUUGUUCUAUUCACACACAUACACACACUAAGUUACUCGAUCAGAAGAAUGUCUCCCGACAAGAAUCUGCUGUCCAAGCUAGCUGUCGGUGACAAGCACGGUGAAGAUUCGCCGUACUUCGACGGCUGGAAAGCUUACGACACGAACCCUUUUCACCCUGAACACAAUCCACAAGGUGUUAUUCAAAUGGGCCUCGCCGAAAAUCAACUUUGUUCUGACUUGAUCAAAGAGUGGAUAAAGGCAAAUCCACAGGCAUCUAUCUGCACCGCGGAGGGCAUUGACGGUUUCUCCGACAUAGCUGUGUUUCAAGAUUAUCACGGUCUUAAACAAUUUAGACAGGCAAUUGCGGCGUUUAUGGAGAAAGCUAGAGGAGGAAGGGUGAGGUUUGAGGAAGAGAGGGUGGUGAUGAGCGGAGGAGCCACCGGAGCGAAUGAGACGCUCAUGUUCUGUCUAGCUGAUCGCGGCGACGCUUUUCUCGUCCCUACUCCUUAUUAUGCCGCAUUCGAUAGAGACCUAAGUUGGAGAACUGGCGUAAGAAUCAUUCCUGUGGAGUGUAACAGCUCAAACAACUUCCAAGUCACAAAACAAGCCCUAGAAUCAGCAUAUCUUAACGCCCAAGAAACCGGCAUCAAAAUCAAAGGCUUGAUCCUCGCAAACCCAUCAAACCCUCUUGGAACAAGUCUCGAUCGAGAAACUCUUCACACCCUUAUGAACUUCAUCAACGACAAGCAAAUCCACUUAGUCUGCGAUGAAAUCUACGCAGCCACGGUUUUUGCAGAACCCGGAUUCAUCAGUGUGGCUGAGAUGAUCCAAGAGAUGGAUCAUGUGAACCGCGACCUGAUCCACAUAGUUUACAGUCUCUCAAAGGACAUGGGUCUUCCCGGUUUCCGAGUUGGUGUGGUUUACUCUUACAACGAUGCUGUUGUGACCUGUGCAAGGAGAAUGUCGAGUUUCGGUUUGGUCUCAUCUCAGACACAGAGCCUUUUAGCAGCUAUGUUGUCGGAUCAGAGUUUUGUCGAUAACUUCCUUAAAGAGGUGUCAAAGAGAGUAGCGAAGAGACACUUGAUCUUCACGGAAGGGCUUAAAGAGAUGGGGAUUUCUUGCUUGACAAGUAACGCGGGUUUAUUCGUCUUGAUGGAUUUAAGACCCAUGCUUAAAGACCAGACCUUUGAGUCUGAAAUGGCUCUUUGGAGAAUAAUCAUUAAUAAGGUCAAGAUCAACAUCUCUCCUGGAUCGUCGUUUCACUGCUCAGAGCCUGGUUGGUUCCGAGUCUGCUUUGCUAAUAUGGAUGAAGACACACUCCAAAUUGCACUGCAGAGAAUGAAACACUUUGUGCUCAGACACAGAGAGAACAAGAAACGAAAGAGUUUUCAAGAGAAUCUUAAGCUGAGUUUCUCUUCCAUGACGUACGAUGAACAUGUUAGGACACCGAGAUUGAUGUCUCCACAUUCACCAUUGGUCCGAACUUAAUUAAAUACGGUCUAUUUCGUUAUAUCUACGUUAAACAGAUUGUCUAUAGAUCUGUAUAAAAGACUUAAAAGUAGAGGAAUAAUACACAAUUAUAUAAAUUUCACUUUCCAAACAAGUUGUUUACUAGUUUUGUAGAUCUUAUAACCAGUUCCAAACAUUACUAUAAUACAUACUUCCUGCUU